UAAAAAAAGCAUUCUGGUUUUCAGAUAUUCAUCAUUACGCUGCAUGCAGCAUUAGUGGAGGGUUUAGCGGUUUGAGAAUGUGCUGCAAAACAAUUACUUUGUCAUCGUAUUUACGCAGGCGGGAUACCGGUUAUUUUUUAAAAUGUAAUUUAAUUUAUCAAAUUGUAGCGAACCUCAAUUCUCGCAGGCAGGCGCAUUACACAGGGCUAGGCAAUCUACAGCUCUAUGCUUUAGUGUGAGAGGUCCCGGGUUCGAGCCCGUCCUCCGCCUGUGUGUAGAUUGCCUCGCCCUGUGUGAGGCGCCUGCCUGCUGGAACCGGGGAUCGUAACAAUAUGUUUAGGGGUGACCAGAUAGCAAGAGUGCAAAAUGGGGACACUCAGUUUGUAUGGGGAGGAAAGAAACCUCGUGAACUACUGCAAGAGGUAUAUUUCGUCAGAAGAUCGUGACUAGACAUUACCAAAAGAAACUGUACACGCAGAUGGAGCUUAGCCAGCUAGCCACACACCGGGAACAUGCAGUGCAAAGAAGAACAUCCAGAAUGCUUCCAUCAUGUGCCUGGAGACAUACAUGGUCAUGGGAAUGGACACCGGCUUCGACAUGGAUUCCUUGAACAUCCUGGACAAAUGGAUCAAUCUACAAAUGACACCACACAACAACCCAAAAGCCUUUCCUUCCUGGAGGACCAAAGCAACUGCGACAUCAUAAAAGCUACACAGUAUGGGGCACUAGAAAGGUGUAAGGAGCUUGUGGAAGCUGGUUAUGAUGUCCGACAGCCGGACAAAGAAAAUGUUUCCCUCCUUCACUGGGCAGCUGUCAACAACAGAGUUGACCUGGUCAAGUAUUACAUUUCUAAAGGUGCAAUAAUAGACCAGCUUGGUGGCGAUUUAAAUUCAACUCCUCUUCACUGGGCUGUAAGGCAGGGUCAUUUAUCCAUGGUGGUCAUGCUGUUGAAAUACAGAGCAGACAUUGCACUGGUAGAUGGAGAAGGCUUUAGCAGUAUUCACCUGGCAGUCCUUUUCCAGCACAUGCUCAUUAUAGCUUAUCUUCUUGCAAAAGGGCAGAAUGUAGAUAUGCCAGAUUUAAACGGACAGACACCUUUGAUGUUAGCAGCUCAGAAAAUCAUUGGACCAGAACCUGCUCACAUUCUCCUUAAGUUUAAUGCUUCAGUCAGUGCCGUGGACAAGGUAUAUAAAAACACCCCUCUGCACUGGGCAGUGACGUCAGGCAAUGCCGAUGCAGCUCAUUUUAUAUUGGAAGCAGGAGCUGAUGUGGAUGCCCGGAACGCGAAGGGAGAGACGCCUCUUGAUCUUGCUCAUCAGGUUAGGAACUCCCUACUGAUUCACAUGCUAACGCAAGCGAAACAGGAGAGAAGUAACGCCAACAUGAUGAUUUUCAGGAGAUUGCAAAGAUACAAGUUCCAUUUGGUCUUGCUGUUUUGCAUUUGUGUGUUGUGGGCAGUAGGAUUCAUAGCUGACAUGAAUUCAGAAUCGUGGUUACUUAAAGGAACUCUCUUUGCCUGCAUGUACGCAGUGCUUCAUCUUGUUACAAGGUGGUUCAUGGGAUCUCCGCUCCAAUCCUUCUUGCCUGCAGCUCUUCUCCUGGCCUCAGUGUUCUUGAUGUUUGUGACCUGGUUCGUUUUGUUCCUGCCAGAUCUUUCUGAGCCUGUUUUCCAGAUCGCCUUUACUGUCAAUCUUACAGGACUCCUGUAUUUCUAUUACAAAAGCUGGAGAACAGACCCUGGGUACGUCAGAGCCACAGAAGAUAAGGAAGAGAACGUUAUCACUCUUGCAGAGGCAGGCUGUCUAGAACUGGGGCUCUUUUGCAGCUCAUGUCUUGUGCACAAGCCUAUGCGAUCAAUGCAUUGUUUUGCAUGUGACAGCUGUGUGGCAAGACAUGACCAUCACUCUCUCUGGACUAAUAGUUGUAUAGGUAUUGGAAAUCAUCGCUACUUCUUGGGAUUUGUGUUUUUCCUCUCGCUUGUUGGAGGGUGUAUGUUCUAUGGGACCAUUGUGUAUUGGUCAUCUCACUGCUCUACUAACUAUCAGGAGGAUGGUGCGUGGGGAUAUGUGACUCAGAUUGUUUCCUGUUCUCCCUGGGUGCUGUUCAUCUUCGUUGUGGUUUUUAUCCAUACCGCAUGGUCUUCUCUCCUGCUGUUGACACAGCUGUAUCACAUUGCUUUCUUGGGUUUGACUGUUACUGAAAGAUUAAAUCUUUUGAAGCGGAUAAAAAGUUCAAGGCAUGCAAUUUCAAUCAGGCAAAACCCAUACAAUUUGGGUUGUUUCAAGAACAUUGUGAAUUUCUUCCAGUUGAGGUGCUUUGGCCUGUUCAAACCAAACAUCGUCGAUUGGACUCAGCAGUACAAUAUGUCUGUUCACUCACAACAGGCAGUGCCUGAUGACUUGCAAGCAGUGUAAAAGGUGUAUUGGUUUGGUAAAUGAUUGCUAUUUAAAUUCUAGACAUUACACCUGUCAAAAUUGCAUUGUUAGAUAUUUUUGCUUUUUUUUUUUUUUGUCCUGGUAAAAGCGCAGCUGUGUGGUGUACAGGGCGAGUCAUACAGCUCAGGUUUGCGUCCUGGCUGUGUGGAGUCGCCUGUCUUCACUGGGGAUUCAGAAGGGUGCGUUGCAUUGGCUCUGGCGCUCCCGUGGGUUAUGGAGGCAAAACUGGCAGGCUGUUUCUCCUCGUCACGCUACAGAGACCCCUGCUGGCCAGGAGCCCAGGGAGCUCAAAAGCUGACAGCUCCACGGCUGACCUUUAACCUCCAGAGGUCAGUAGCCAUGCUGGCAUCCACUCUUUAGUUACAUGGUAUAGAAGAGGAAGCUGGCUCGGUCGUGGGAUCGGAGGACACCCACUGAACCUUCAGAGAGGUUUUGGAGAAAUAAUUGGGCACACAAAAAAAAAAAAAAAAACAAGAUUUUAUAACAUGCAGGAGCCCUCAUCGGUUUGGAACCCCCUGUGUCCCAGUACUUUUACCUUCCCUUUUUUGAGGUCUGUAGUGCAGUCUGUACAAUAUUGUCUGCAAUGUAGAUAUGCCUAUGUGUUGGGCUGUUUUGAAUCUGUUUGGAUAACAUUUGAAGUUAAAUCAUUUACAUGUUCAAUAUGAGCUGUUUCCUGUACAUUUUAUACUUAAUGAAAUUUAAAAAAAAAUUAAGACAUUAAAACCUUUGAAAGUUC
Messenger RNA from Polyodon spathula (Mississippi paddlefish), 3171 nucleotides. RefSeq names its product palmitoyltransferase ZDHHC13-like. Gene Ontology annotation, biological process: protein palmitoylation. Gene Ontology annotation, molecular function: protein binding; palmitoyltransferase activity. The transcript is spliced from 18 exons. Gene Ontology annotation, cellular component: Golgi membrane. The record is from RefSeq and is a predicted model, not a curated record. The coding region runs from base 513 to 2414 and encodes 633 amino acids. NCBI's taxonomy places the organism in Eukaryota, Metazoa, Chordata, Actinopteri, Acipenseriformes, Polyodontidae.